AUGGCUGAGCCUGUGUUACAGGAUGGUCCCAUUGCUUCUUACAUUGAUUCGACGCUCGGUUUGAACUCAUCUUCAGCGAGUCCUAAUACAACACCUGUAACCAGAAAGAGCUGGACACAUGCUUGGCAUCGCUUUUGCAAGAGUGUGUUGCCUCAUGAAGCAUCUAUAUCAGAGGCAAUUUCUGAAGCAGAAAAAGCAGCAUAUGAGCCUGAUGAAGGUGUGGAUGAAUUUGCUGAAAAGCUUAAAUAUACGAUUGUGUCAUCCUACCUACUUGGCUCGACGUUGUCCAUUUCUAUGUACGACCAUCGACAUGAAGCUUUGGCUCAACCGAAAAGCUGGAUACCCUCUGCUGAAAAAAUAUAUUUUGCUAACAUUCCACCUGCAUGUCAUGAAGUAUCUGUCCGGAUCGUCGGAUCUUUGUCUGUCAUGCCAAUGGUUGUCAUCAUUUUGAUCUUGUGUGCCUAUUUCCACGCAAGGCUCCCACUUUCUUACUGUAUUUUGCUUUCUAUUGGACUUGACGCUUUAGUUUCUUUUUCGGGUGCGUCUGACUUACUUUCAUGGUCACCAAAAAUGAUAUCGUGCGUGGUUUCGACGCCUCCCGCUAAUCAUCUGCCAUUUCUUGCGCUAAAUGUACCGAACCCUGUUUGGGUGGUCGAUGAACGUAUUUAUCUGCAAGUAAAUAUACUACAACAAAUACAAGAAUUUGUUAAAGCUGCACAGACAAUGGAUUACAGUAUUAAUGAUGCACUAGCAGCUAUACAAGAGGUUGAACUGGUGUCUCGAGGAUACAGAUUAUCGUCUCCAUUGGCGCCUAUAUCUCGGCUGGAGGCAGCAGACGGUUUGCAAUCUCUCAAAAAUUUUGAAUACAGCCAGCGCUCCAGGUUUCCAUUGCGACUUUUAGCUCUUAGAAAGGACAUGGUCGAUGCAUUGGAGGAAGUCGCUUAUCAUUGCAAUGCUGCGUUGCGUCGAUUAGAAAAGCACAUUGAAUUUAGCGAUGUGCCUCUUUCGCGAGGACUUGCCACUGUGCGGCAAAAUCCCUUGAAGGAUGUGGCGACAGUCAUGUCUUUUCCUAUACCAAGCUCAUUGUCUUCGUCUGCCUCAGACACGCCGGCACGCCAACUGAGGCGCAAAAGCUUGCUCAAUGAAUCCAAUGGCCAGCAAUGUUCAAACACAAUUUCUUCGCCAUCGCUACUCAAAAAUGACAAGUUCAAUGGAUCGCCAGCGCCAAAAUUCAAGCAUCAAGAAUCUGAACGAUACGAUCGCUUAUCUCUUUUAUCGGUUCGCUCACACUUCGAAAGCAUGCAUUCUACGCGUCAGUCACUAUUGUACGCACUUCUGGGUUUGGACUGGGAUCGCAUUCAUAUUGACUCAACAUGCGAAACGCUCGAUACGUUCUGGCGGAGAGAAGUGCUAGAUGAGGUGCUUUCUGCAUUAACGAACCUGUUUUGGCAAAUGUCCUCAUAUAUGAAAAAACAGGUACAAAAACAUUUCCAUGUCGUGGAGCCGAAUUCUGAGGCGUCUUCCACUACACCUCCUCUUGAAAGCCAUGCUAGCUUGGGUGAUCACUUGACGGAAAUGGGACGUACACUUCGGGCAAUUCAGUGCAAACUACAUGUAUGCUGUGAAGAACUGCAUCUGCCAACACCAACAUUGCAUGGCGUUCAAAACGAGAUUCCUCCAUGCUCUCAAAAUAAAGAUAUAAUGAGGUCCAUCUUCGACAGCGUGCGUGAAGACUUGCUGUCGUUGUCAUCUGAUUGGGAAGCAGGUCAAAAUAUUUUCUAUGGAGCAGCUCCGAAAGACUUCUCACAUAAUACCAAUACAAUAUCUUCAUCUUCUGAAUCGUCUUCGUUCACUGAAGACAAGGAAGAAGGGGGCAGUAUACCAUCGUCUCCUUCGGCAAUGCAUGAAAAUGUCGAAUACCUUAGCGGUGCGCAAGGUCCUCAGAUAUUUCAUGAUCUACUUCUCGAUUCCACUUCGCCUUCACAUCUGCCUACGCCGAUGGGCCAAGAGGAAGUGUUUGAAGGCGAUACGUCGUCUGUGCCUGCUCUAUUUCCAAAGUCACAAAUGACGCGUGCCGAACGAAUUCGAUUGAAAAAUGAGAGACGUGCGAAUCUUAACGUGAAUACAGACAUUUUUCAGCCUCAGGUCAUGGUGCAUGAACUCAAAGGUGUUCUCGAGCGCCGAUCUAUCAGUAUGCCCAUUUCCACGCGUAGUGAGUCAGGUGUCAUGUAG
Malassezia restricta is the source of this 2232-nucleotide messenger RNA. Its product is annotated as auxiliary protein of DNA polymerase delta. The transcript has 2 exons. Gene Ontology annotation, molecular function: myosin binding. Bases 1 to 2232 code for a protein of 743 amino acids. The record is from RefSeq and is a predicted model, not a curated record. NCBI's taxonomy places the organism in Eukaryota, Fungi, Basidiomycota, Malasseziomycetes, Malasseziales, Malasseziaceae.